AUGGAUCACCUGAUCAAUGUGGAAAAACAUACUGGAUUGAUGUGCCGCAGGAAGGUCUUUGAUGUUAGCUUUAAUAAUGAUGCUGCCAGUGAGAAAGUCGUGAUGUGUGAUGUGAUGAUACGUACUCACUUAUUCUCAGACUCAGACCAUUUGGACUGCAACACUGACCGGCCAUCAGGGUGUGACAGGUGCUGUCUUGCCAAACCAACCAUCUGCUGUGACAUCCAUCACCCCAAUCAUUUUACCCAAUGCACUUCUCACAUCGAAAAAACCGCAACUAUGCUUCCACGCUCCCGCAUUGCCAAGUAUGAGAAAACAAAAAACAACUUUGCCUUACAAGAUGUGCUAGAUGAGUGGCGCGAGCAGAAGACAGUCGACGUAUACGGCUGGCACCACCUCAAUGACCUUGGUCCUACUAUUGUCAUGCCCAACACUAUGUUAGAUCAUGUUGUCGACUGUGCGCAUCAUCAUAAGCUCCAGAAUAUUGUUGAUUUGAAGAAGGAGACCGGUUGGACAGACACGGGAAAAUUUGGGGAGGAGGUUAUUGCUCUCAUCAAAAAAUAUGUGCCACUGCCUCACUCUGCGCUGUUCACAGCAACACCGCUCAGACUUAUAUCAACACCUAUCACCACUCCUCAACUUCCCACGCCAGUCCCCGCUGCUGUUGAAAGACGAAGGAACCGGUGUAGCGCUUGUGGUCUGGAGGGACACAACGGUAUGUUUUCAUUUUUUGGGCAGUUUCUGUUACACGAACAUAUUACAGCACACAAUCACGUGUGUCAUAGGCAUCCAUCACGCUCAGGACCAAACAAGGAGAACAUCGCCCAAGACACUCGCGCAGCUUACGCACCUGCUCAAGACAUUUGUGCAGCUUAG
Messenger RNA from Suillus plorans, 876 nucleotides. RefSeq lists its product as uncharacterized. The record is from RefSeq and is a predicted model, not a curated record. Bases 1 to 876 code for a protein of 291 amino acids. The transcript has a single exon. NCBI's taxonomy places the organism in Eukaryota, Fungi, Basidiomycota, Agaricomycetes, Boletales, Suillaceae.